Molecule: messenger RNA, 2272 nt
Organism: Python bivittatus (Burmese python)
Lineage: Eukaryota; Metazoa; Chordata; Lepidosauria; Squamata; Pythonidae
Source: RefSeq, a predicted model, not a curated record
UUCUUCAGCACCAAGCUACUCGCUUUGCUUUUAAUUAUCACAAUGCCUCCUUUGCUAUUCGAUGUGCUAAUUGGAGGUGUGUUCUUAGGAAAGUUAGGAGGUUCCCCUGUUGUCUUUUCUUGUUGAUUAUGCCCUGCCAUUAAAAUCAGGGGACCUUGGGAUCACCUAGCCAGACCCUGGCCCUUAGGCCUCUGUUUAAACACUUCCGCCUCUGACGCAGUCUGUUCUAUCGUAGAGCAGCUCUUGCGGUCAGGCGUUUUUUCCUGAUGUCUGCUUCCAUGAGAUUGGAAGUCAUUGUUUCUUCCUUGUCUUCGGCACCGGGUCCAAACACUUCUGCGUGACGGCCCUUCAGAUACCCAAAGGCAGCUAUCGCACUUCUCUGCCCUUUUCUCCACUCUGAACGCACCUGGCAACUGAACUGGCAAACAUACCUUUUCCUUUUAAGUUUUUCCUUCCCUGCCCCUUUUCACGUGGGGGCUUUGCUUUGGACACGCUUCAGUUUGUCAGUGUCUUCCCUACAGCACCAUGCUCAGAACUGGCCUCAGUGUUCUGGGCACGGUCCGACCAAAGCAGAACACGGACUUCUCUUGAUCUUUGCGUUCUGCCUACUGUGACACAACCUGGGGUUGCUUUGUGUUUAUUGUAUACUGCUACAUUGCGCCGUUGGCUAAUUUUCCGCUUCUGACCCCAAGACAGCCAGAUCUGUUUUACACACAUUGCCACCUGGGAUGAAUUCUCCACUGUGUGUUCAUGCCCUUGAUUUUCCCUACCCAAAUCAAGGACCUUGCAUUUGUUCCCGACCUUCUGCCCAUUUUUUGAGCUUGUCAAGAUUCUCCUGAACAUGAAAGUGCUCUCUUCAAUCUAGUCAGGCAGUCAGAGGAACUUUAUUUUUGGGGUUGACCAGAUUUUGUAGUAAUUAAUGUCUGACUAGAAUAUAUUAAAUGGUCAUGAAUGUGUAUUUUUUGUCAAAAACAUACAUGUUGCUUUGCUGAAGGUCAGUUGAGGCACAUUUCAGUCCACUGCUGUAUCCUGGCUGGGUGGAAUUAGCUGUGAAGCACUAGAUCCUCACCCCACCCCCAAAACUGGCUAGUAGCUGCUCACUCCCGGCUUUAAAACCAUGAACGUAGAUGUUAGUGAUCUGUGCCAAAAUCACUGGGCGUGGCUUAUUUUUGUUUUGUUCCCUCCAGUAAUUAUGGCUAAAUAUGGCAUGAAUGGAAAGAAAGAUGUGCAGCAAUGGGGCACCAACUACAUUAAAGAGGGCUUCACAAAUGAUGAUCUCGAUGACCCCCGGCUGGAGAAGCUAUGGAAUAAGGCCAAAACCUCUGGGAAGUUCUCAGAUGAAGAACUGGAGAAGUUGUGGAAGGAAUUCCAGCACCACAAAGAGAAAGUCCAUGAAUAUAAUAUUCUGCUGGAGACUGUGAGUCGGACAGAAGAUGUCCACAAAAACAUGAUCAACCCAGUGGAAGAAGAGAGCGCAGUCAAGAAAGAGCUGCUGCAUCAGAAGCACUCGGAGCUCAAAGAGAAGCUCUACAGCAUCAACCAAGGCUUUGAGCGCCUGCGCAAAGUCAGCCACCAGGGUUACGAUUCCACCAGCGAAUUCGAAGAACCCCGUGUGAUUGACUUGUGGGAUCUGGCGAAAUCAACUAAUUUUACAGAGAAAGAACUUGAAUCACUUCGGGAAGAACUAAAACAUUUUGAGGCCAAAGUUGAGAAGCACCACCAUUAUCAGAAACAGCUGGAGAUCUCCCACCAGAAAAUGAAGCAUGUGGAAGGAACGGGAGACAAAGAGCACCUCAGCAGGAACAAGGAGAAAUACGUCCUGCUCGAAGAGAAGACGAAAGAGCUGGGAUAUAAGGUCAAGAAACAUUUGCAAGAUUUAUCCAGCAGAAUUUCUAGAGGCCUUCAGCACAACGAACUCUGAAGCUUUCACUGCUUUGCAUACUGGUCAGAAUUCAGUACUGAAAUGUAUAUAUUACUUGAUGUUCUGAUGCAGAUCUUCACUGACAAUUUGGCUUUUUCCCAGUAAUGUUUGUUUCAAUUCCUGAUCCCACCCUGUUGUACUUUUUCAUAGCAGCAGACUUACAAAGUGCCAUGAAUUCUUGCUACGUGGGCUUAAGAGCUCUAUGAAACAGAAACCUUUGAAUGUAAAACAACGUUCAGGACAAGGGUUCCUGGAGAGAAAUAAGAUAAUUGCUGGAAUGUAUGCAGCAGGUUUAGUAUUUUUGUUCCAGGGUUAACCUCCUGGGUUAAUAAAAAUGGAGCCCUGUUAAGA